CCGUCCGGGUAAGGCGGAAGGAGGAGACGUCAGGUGGGCGUGUACUUCCGCUAUCUGCGUCUUCCCCAAGAUGGCUGCCCCCGUGUCAGUGCAGGUGGAGUUCGGAGGUGGGGCAGAACUCUUAUUUGAUGGUGUAAAGAAGCACCAGGUCACCUUGCCCGGUCAAGAGGAGCCCUGGGAUAUCCGAAACCUUCUCAUCUGGAUAAAGAAGAACUUACUGAAGGAGCGGCCAGAGUUAUUCAUCCAGGGAGAUAGCGUGCGACCAGGGAUUCUGGUACUGAUCAAUGAUGCUGACUGGGAGCUGCAGGGUGAAUUGGACUACCAGCUACAGGACCAGGACAGCAUCCUCUUCAUCUCCACACUGCAUGGUGGUUAGAGCAUCUGUCCUCCUCUGUCCUUCAGUUCCUCCAGCUCCUAGGGACCAUCAGGGCAGAAAACAUCCAAAACAGGGAACAAAAGAGACAGAAAUCCUCCCCCUCCCCCCUCCCCCUUCCCCCACAGCCAGAGCAUGUGGGACACCAAGCUGCUCAUGACUUUGUCUUCAUGGGGAAGGACCAGGAGCAAAAGAACCAGGCAGUCCUGCUCUCCCGCCUCUUCCCUUUGCUGCAUCCUCCCCACUCCCUCUCUAGCCUUAGCAGCUUUCCCUCCGGGAAGGGAAAUGAGGCCAGGUACUAAAAAUGUGCUGCUUACAGCUUGUGCGAUAGUGGAAGAAGCUACUACCACCUCCUUCCCCAAAACAGGGAAGGGGAGGGCAGCUUUGCCUAGAAACCUACCACAGAUUGCCCCAUCCAUAAUCUGUGCCUUGAAAGGAGGUAGUGGUCCUUCUGCCCCCACUACUCUGCAGGCGACUUUGUGAGCUCUGAAUCCCUGUCGUCCUGCCUCUUAAGGAGCUGUUCCGACGUUCUAAACUGUGUCACCCUGGGCAAGUCAUUCAUCACCCUGGGUUUCAGUCUCCUCAUCUGUGAAAUUGUCUUUUGACAGUUUAAGGACCCUUUCAAGCUCUAGAAUUCUGUGACUGAGAUUUUUUGCCUCAGUUUCCUCAUCUCAGAAACCAAGGGCUCCACCUGCUUCUUCCAGCAUCAUUACUGAGCCUCAGCUGGGGGCCCCUAUUCACUGCUGCCUCUUCCUCCUCCUUCUGCCUGGAUGCCCCCAGCUGCUCCAGCCUUGCUCCUCUGACUCCCCUAGCCCUUGACCUAGGCCUGCCCCACAGUAGACAGGCCACCAGAUGGACUCCCAGGCCCCCUCCCCCAGAGACAAAAAGCUGUCGUCCGUCAUAUAACUGUUUGAAGACACCUGGGCUCUGAGCCCCACUGGGGAGAGCUGUGGGUCAUUUCAUUGUGCCUCAGUUUCCUCUUUGAUGCUUAGGAUUUUACCAUUGUGAACUUAAAAGGGUUACCAGAAAACCAGGGCACAAGAAACUGCUUUGUGACAUAUUUGGGACCUUCCAGCUUUUCUCCCCACAGCAUACAGACCCAUCUGGAAGUCAACAUGGCGGUGCCUGUAACAGCCGGCAUUGGGCAAAUAAAGGCCUUCAUGCCUGUCGUUUUUUUCUUUAUUGCCUGGAGCCUCAUCCUAGAUACAGCUGGGCUGGGUCAGUUGUUGGUAUCCCAGUGACCUCAUGGCACAGCUCCUGGCUUGAUGCAAAUAUCCCAAGGAUUCUGAGAAUCAUCCUCUUAUUUCCCUGGAGCAGGUUUAAGGGCCCAACCAGAAUUGUCUGGACCAGAUCUGGGGAUGGGGAUUCCCCAACAAUGAUGUUGGGGAAAUUUGGGGGGACCAGGAAAGGUUGAAUCCAGCUUGAGCUGGAUCUCCAAGUUCACAGUAAAGCUGGGAGCUGGAACCCUUGCUCAUCUGCCUCUCCCUUGUAUACAUAAUGUUGAGUAUUACACCAUCUACCACAGGAUUCAUUUCUAGUCUAUCACUUAGCCUGUCAGACUGAGUUUUCAGGAACCCUUCCUAAUAUAUUCCCAAUUCACUCAGUCUUCAGAGAAGCCCCCUCUUCAUCCAUCAGAAGAGAUUGAGAAUUCUCAGUACAUGCUAGGUAUCCCUGUUCCCAAUCUUGGGUGUUUGUUUACCUUGUCUCUUUAUAUAUGUAGGAAGGAGGAGGGAUGUGUUACUUGUCUGAAAGUCUAGAACUAUUGGCAUAGCUAGGCCCCAAAGAUCCUUUGUACAUCCACAAGGAGAAUUCAAUCCCCUCAGUCCCAAAACUAGAGAUGAGGAGUAAGGGAUGGGGGGGGCAGGGUUUUGCCACGGACAGAGAAAAUAUUUUCCCCAGAUACUUAGGUUUUCCAGAAAAGCUGAAAGAGGGGAGAGGAUAAAAAUACCUCCCACCCAUUACCCACCUCCAGUCAUCCUCUAAAUGAGACUAAUGCCAAGCUCAUCUCCCUCAUGUUGAUCCAUGUGAGGGACUUAGAUCUUCCUGGCUUUGGGGUGUCGAGUGAAAGAUGAGGUGUUCAUUGUAAAAACUCCUGGACUGGUUGUGCUCUCCUUAUCUUAGUAUCAAUUAAAAUUGGUAAUGUGUUUGGA
Molecule: messenger RNA, 2523 nt
Organism: Phascolarctos cinereus (koala)
Lineage: Eukaryota; Metazoa; Chordata; Mammalia; Diprotodontia; Phascolarctidae
Gene: URM1
Product: ubiquitin related modifier 1
Biological process (GO): tRNA thio-modification
Cellular component (GO): cytoplasm
Source: RefSeq, a predicted model, not a curated record